GAAGACGCGCAUUCAUCGUGACCAGUCAACUCUAUUGUUUAAAUAAAGCAACACAUUUUUUUUUUAAAUAUUAGUCCUUGAAUAAGGGGACCAACAAGUUAAAGAUGUCUAAAAUCCUAUUGGGUUUGUUGGUCGCCGUUGCGGCGUACAUCUGUUGGUCAACAUUUAGUAGCGGAUCUUCACAAGUGCCAAAAUUGGAUCCCCAAGAAUGGUGGGGACCGAAGGAACUUAAAGGAAAGCAGGAUACAAGUAUAAGGCCGUUCAAAGUUAAAUUUAGUGAUGAGAUGAUAAAAGAUCUCAAAAGUCGUUUGAAAAACCAUCGACAAUUCGUGCCACCUUUAGAAGGUAUAUCCUUCCAAUAUGGAUUCAACACCAAAGCGAUAGAACCCUGGCUGAAAUACUGGGCAGAGGAGUAUCCUUUUAAAGAACGGGAGGCAUUUUUGAAUAAAUAUCCUCAGUUCAAGACAAAUAUUCAAGGUUUGGAUAUACAUUUCAUACGAGUUAAACCACAGGUACCGGCAGGAGUGGAAGUAGUGCCUCUACUACUAAUGCACGGCUGGCCGGGCUCUGUGCGAGAGUUCUACGAAGCUAUACCUCUACUGACCAAACAACAGUCCGGCUAUAACUUUGCUUUUGAAGUCGUAGUGCCAAGUUUGCCUGGUUAUGGGUUCUCAGAUGCACCAGUACGUCCGGGCGUGGCUCCGGGCCAGAUGGCAGUGAUUUUCAAAAAUCUGAUGAGCAGGCUUGGUUUCAAGAAAUUCUACAUCCAAGGUGGUGACUGGGGCUCAGCAGUCGCAUCAUCACUUGCUACAUUAUACCCUGAAGAUAUACUAGGGCAUCAUACGAACUUCGCGAUGGUGCAAAACAAACAGGCAACAUUAAAAACAAUCCUGGGCGCUUUCUUCCCAUCCCUGGUGGUGGAGAGUCAUCUAGCAAGUCGCAUGUAUCCUCUGUCUUCUUUCUUCUCGUAUCUUCUAGAAGAGACUGGAUACGCACACAUACAAGGCACUAAGCCUGAUACAGUUGGAGUCAGUUUAACUGACUCUCCAUCAGGUCUUCUAGCGUAUAUCCUAGAGAAGUUCUCAACGUGGACUAAUGUAGAGAACAAGUUAAAACCUGACGGCGGUUUGGAGAUCAGGUUUACGAAGGACCAACUUAUUGACAAUCUGAUGAUAUACUGGACGUCCAAUUGUAUCACCACUUCUAUGAGAUUGUACGCUGAACAAACAAGUAGUAAAAACAGAGAACUGGAUUUAGAUUCCUACACAACACCAGUCCCAACUUGGGCCUUCCAGACGAAGAGCGAGAUGAUAUACCAGCCUCCCAGUGUACUGAAGACGAAGUAUCUCAACUUUUUAGGUGCUACAGUGUUGGAAGAUGGCGGCCAUUUCCUAGCUUUAGAACUACCACAAAUAUUUGUUAAUGAUGUUUUUAAAGCUGUAAAUAUAUUCAAGGAUUGGCAUAGUAAAGUCAAGAAUACAGAAUUGUAAUUGUUUUAAAAAUAUAGUUUUGUAUUUUUUUUUAUUAUCUUA
Messenger RNA from Papilio machaon (common yellow swallowtail), 1532 nucleotides. Its product is annotated as juvenile hormone epoxide hydrolase. Gene Ontology annotation, molecular function: epoxide hydrolase activity. The transcript is spliced from 8 exons. Bases 105 to 1490 code for a protein of 461 amino acids. Lineage: Eukaryota; Metazoa; Arthropoda; Insecta; Lepidoptera; Papilionidae. Gene Ontology annotation, biological process: epoxide metabolic process. The record is from RefSeq and is a predicted model, not a curated record.